Molecule: messenger RNA, 3335 nt
Organism: Sarcophilus harrisii (Tasmanian devil)
Lineage: Eukaryota; Metazoa; Chordata; Mammalia; Dasyuromorphia; Dasyuridae
Gene: P2RY6
Product: pyrimidinergic receptor P2Y6
Exons: 3
Coding region: 234-1241 (335 amino acids)
Biological process (GO): cellular response to pyrimidine ribonucleotide; G protein-coupled receptor signaling pathway
Cellular component (GO): plasma membrane
Molecular function (GO): G protein-coupled UTP receptor activity; G protein-coupled UDP receptor activity; G protein-coupled ADP receptor activity
Source: RefSeq, a predicted model, not a curated record
UUCUGCUCGGGGGCUCGGGACGCCUGCCUGGCAGAGGGGGCGACCAGGGUCCUGCCUCGGACUUCGGCUGUCCCUUCCGGUCCGGAAACAGAGAAGGGCUCUUUUUAUUACAUACAAGGAGAGAAUAUAAGGAAGAAAGGAGGAGAGAGAAGGAAAAAGGAAGAAGAGAGAGUUUCUCCAGGUGUAGGAAGCCCUUGACCUUGCCUCUUCCUUCAGACCCAGGAACCCUGGACAUGGAGUCAGGAAAUGAGACGACCACAAAGACCUUUGGCUUCCCGGGCUCCCCUCCCUCCUGUGUCUUCCACGAGAAUUUCAAGCACGUGCUCCUGCCCUUGGUGUACUCCCUGGUGCUGGCUCUGGGUCUGCCCCUGAAUGCCUACGUCAUCGUGCAGAUCUGGCUGUCCCGGAAAGCCCUGACCCGCACGGCUAUCUACAUGCUGAACCUGGCCGUGGCCGACCUGCUCUACACCUGCUCCUUGCCUCUGCUAAUCUACAACUAUGCCCAGAGAGACACCUGGCCCUUUGGGGACUUCUCCUGCCGCCUGGUCCGCUUUCAGUUCUACACCAAUCUCCACGGCAGCAUCCUCUUCCUGGCUUGCAUCAGCUUCCAGCGCUACCUGGGCAUAUGUCAUCCCCUGUCUAGAUGGCACAAACGUUGGGGCCGAGGCUCCACCUGGGUGGUGUGCGGGGCCGUGUGGCUGACCGUCUCAGCCCAGUGCCUGCCCACGUUCGCUUUUGCCCAGACCGGGGAGCUACGGAACCGCACUGUCUGCUAUGACCUGAGCCCUCCGAGCCUGGCUGCCAGCUACCUGCCAUACGGCAUGGCCCUCACUUUCACUGGCUUCGUGCUGCCCUUCAGCGCUGUGCUGGCUUGCUAUGUGCGCCUGGUCCGCCGUCUGUGCCAGCAAGGCGGCCCCGAGGGGCCGGCCGUGGCAGAGAAGCGGAGCAAGUCGGCUCGUAUGGUGGUGGUGGUGCUAGCCGCCUUCGCCAUCAGUUUCCUGCCAUUCCACGUCACCAAGACUGCCUACCUGGCUGUCCGGUCCAUAUCUGGGGUUCCCUGCCCUGUCCUGCAGACCUUUGCUGCCGCCUACAAGGGCACGAGACCCUUUGCCAGUGUCAACAGCGUCCUGGACCCCAUCCUCUUCUAUUUUACACAGAAGAAAUUCCGCCAGAGCCCCCAGCAGAUCUUGUCCAAGAUCAGUGCUAAGUGGCAAAGCACUAGGUGGCAACAGGGACACUGAACUCCGAGGGGCACGAUGGGGUCAUGGGCCCCAGAUGGCUUAGCCAGGUGUAAGCUCUAGAUUGUCCCACUGUGUUGUCCAAAGGGCAGCUCCUUCAGAUAACAGGGAAUACUAAGACAACUAUAACCUCCUCCUCCAAGGGAAUGAUGUGCCCAAAGACCACUGAAGAUUCCAAUAGCUUGUGAAAUCUUAGGGUGAAGUGUCCAAAAGCAAUAGAUUGGGAAUCAGAGGUCCUGAGUUCAGAUUCUGGUUCUGCUGUCUAUAUCCUAUGUGUGACUUAACUUUUCUGGGCCUCAGUCCCUGGAAGGGAUUGGAUAAUUCCAAGGAGAAGAGAUUGGGUGAUCCAGCUACUUAGUCACCCUGCUGUCCAUCAUGAUGGAUAUUCUGGAGCACGUGAAAUAAGAAGAAUCGUUCUGGGAUCUAAAGUGAUUCUCAAACUCCCAGUUGAGUCCCAAAUCGAUCCAUCCUCAUCAUUUAUUUAUUGAGCACAUUCUUAUACUGCAUGGGGAACUGGAAACAAAAGCAGUGUAAUAGAACAGAGAAAGCCCUGAAUGGGAACUUAGAGGAGGGAGCUGGGUAUGAGUCCAGCCACCAACUCACUAUGUGAUCUUGGGUAAAGCUGCCCUCCUCUCCCAGUCUCCUCUGCUUCCCAGACACAAAAAGGAGUGGAUGGGCUUAUUGUGAUGAGGAUUGAGUAAGGCAGUAAUUGUAAAGCACUUAUAGUAAGCACUAUAUAAAUGUUAACUCUCAUUGCUGUGAUGAUGAUGACAUGAUUCCUAAGACUCUUUCUAGCUACAAAUCCCAUGAUCUUGGGGUGGAUGUUGUAAGCCCCUUUAUAGAGUUCCGAUUUAUGGGAGGCAGCAAGGAAGAGAGGAAGGGAGGAAGGAAGGAAGAUGUAAAAAAGGUGGAAAAGCAAAACUUAAGCAUGACCUAGACCACAGAGAGGUAGGAGACCAAGAUCUGAGACCUGCCCCUAGUACUGACUUUGCUGUAGGAUCCUGGGCAAAAGCCUUUCAUUCUCUAGGUCUCAUUUUCACUUCCCCUUCUGUCAAAUGACAUGGAUAGGACUAGAGGGUCUCUAAGGUGUCUUCUGAUACUGACUGACUACAAGGUGUGUAACUCAUGUUCUACCUGACUAGGAUGGCUGCCCCCAAAGGCAUUUGUGCUCCCCUAUCUGCUCUACCCUUUACCCAGCAUGCCUUGCCUCCUGAUCUUUACAUGUGGAACUCCUAUGUUAAAACCCACCAUAUUCCUGAUGCCCCCUGGUCAGUAAUGACCUCUCCCCUCAGACUUCACAGAGCACUUCUCUGAAGCACAUUACCAUGUAAUGUUGUGGAUUAAAUAUUUGUGCUUGUGACUUAACCUUUACUAGACUGGAAGCUCUAUGAGGGCAGGGAUAGAGUUUUAUUUAAACUAUGUGUCUACUUCAGCUUGGAGCACAGUUGCCUGUCUGAAACAAUAGGUGCUUAAUAAACAUUUGUUAAAGUAAAAAUACAUUUCUGAAAUUGUGUCUUCCAAGACUGAUUCCAGCUCUGACAUUGUCUCUAAAGUUCCUCUUAAUUUUGACAUUUUCUGUUCUAAGAUCCCUCCCGGCUCUGACAUUCUAUUCUAAGGUUCCUUCUACCUCUAACUUUCCCUGUUCCAAGGUCCCACUCAGUUCUGACAUUCCCUGUUUGUUCUAAGAUCCUUUCUCCUAACAGUCUGUUUUCCAAAGUCUAUUCUAGCUCUAGCAUUCUUGUUCUAAGUUCCCUGCCAGCUCUGACAUUCUGUAUUCUAAGGUCUCUUCUAGCUCUGACUUUCCCUGUUCUAAGGUCCCUCCCACUGACAUUCUGUGUUCUAAAUGUCCCCCUCUUCCCAGCUCUGACUGUCUCUUCCUUCUGCCCUUUGUCACUGUAUACUGCCUAUCACUGCUGGAGAAAACAGGGACAUCAGCAAACCCCAAAAGUGCAGAUAGAGGUAGAUCACUGAUGUAGAGGAGAGAUAAGGCACUUCUGGCAUAACCUAUGUCCCAGUGCCCAGUCUACAGUUCCUGAUCCAAGGGGAUUGGGAUCCUCAGCUCCUCUCAAGUAUAAAGGCUUUCUUACCUCAGCAUCU